UUAAAACGUCAAAAUUAAAAAAAAUCUAGAGAGAACUCUCGUUAGGCGGCGAUCUCGAUCCACGCCCAAUCAUGGCCGGCGGCGGCGGCCCCAACACUUGGAGGGGCAAGGUCUUGGACGCAAUCUACGGGCACUACGAGGACGCGCUCGCUGCGCUGCCGCCGGCGCUUGCCCCGCGCCUCCUAGCCGCCGGCGUCAGCUUCGGCUUCGCCGACCCCGUCACCAACAUCAUCACCAACACGGUGGUCUGCUCCGACCCCAAGCCCAAGAAGCGGAAGCGGCCGGCAACAGCGAGGGAGGUCCUCUCCAAGGUAGUCGCCGCCGGCAACGGCCCCUCCCCGCCGGAGUCCAGGACCAUCGCGGAGCGUUCGCUGGUGGGCCUCCUCACCUUCGUCACCUCGUAUUUCCGCCACCUCUCCUCGUGGGAUGCCCUGCACUACCUCUACCUGUCCCGGGCCGACCUCCUCGUCGCCGUCCACCUAGUCGAGGUCGACCGCUGCUACUACCGCCGCCGCAAAGACAAAUUCUGCAUCCGCUCACUUGCCGUCAAGACUGCCCUCAAAUGCGCCGCCUUGUCGGCGAGUCUGCCGAACAUCGACGAAUUUCUCGCUGGGUCCUAUGCCUGCGCAUUUCAUCUCAAAUUGAUCACCCAGAUUGCCCCGCCGGCAAAGCGCUGCCGCCGCCUCUUGUCCGGGUUGCUCCAGAAGCCGCCGGUGAAGCUCAACAAGUCCAACAACGACCCUAUUGAUCUUGCUGUUCUACGGCUUCACCACCACGUACCGGAUGCAAGCAUUCAGAAAGUGCCGAGUGAGCUUACGGAUUCACUCCGAGGUGUUCUCAUGGAUCGAAUCCACAAGCAGUAUCUCAAGGCGGUUUCCCAGCUAGCAACCAAAGAAUUUCGGAUUUCUCACCAUCGCAGCCUCUUCAAGGCCGGUUACUGCUAUGGCCCUUUCAGUAGUCCUGUCUCCAACAUCAUCGUCAACACCAUCUGGUAUGGAACUGCAUUCCCUGCACUGCAAGACUUUGAGGUGGAUAUGAUCUCAACCUUAUCACACGUUGAGUUCCGGUCCCUCGAUGGACUCAUCUCCUUCAUGCGUGUGUCCAUCCCUGAGGUAUCUGACCAUGAUGCAAUGGUUUAUCUGCUAAAGAGUAAUCUGAAUAUCCGCAAAGCAAUUAGGAUGGCAACACAAGGAGGACAUGAUACAUCUGGCAGGCAUGAGAGUGGUUACAAGGCAGCAGCAGAUGUGUCGUAUCACCCUAAACCUGAAGCAUAUCUGGAGUUUGUCGUGCACUUCUUACCUACGGUGCGGAUCGCUGUUAGGUCACUGCUUCAAGAUUCUCAGACACCUUCAUCCAGCAAGGUUCUUGAUCUCUCUAGGCUGCUGUCACCACUAGGUGCUAAAUCUUUGGAGCCAAUCGACGAUGAGCUAACUAAGAAUGCCCUGGAGAGGCUCUCAAACUUCAAGACAGGUUUUCUCACCCAACAAAGUUUUGUCUGUGGAAAGGUUAAGGCUGUAUUGCGGAAAUAUGAGCAAACUGUGGGAUGUUGUUAUGAGCUUUGUAUCAUCUGUGGUGUGAAUGGAAGUGUUGGCAAGAGUACAGGAAUCCGACACUUGAAGUUCCAAUACACACAUGCUAACUUUUGGGCAAUGCCAAAGAAUGGAAACAGUGCUAUGUUAUUUUUCGCAGAAUUUAGCAAUGAUGAAGAUAGUAAAAAUCUUCGAUCCUUUUGCCACCCUGUGUCAGAUCUGUCAAGACAUGGUCGCUGUUGUUACUGUGAAUUUCAAGGGAUUAGAAUUGUGCAUCCAAUUGAGAUUUGCUGGGAGGGUGCAAAUGAUUUUGAGAAAAUGGCUCGUGGAGAACACAAAAUCACAAAUGAACUGAUUACUAGUUCUGGGAAGGUGGAAGACUACAUGGUGGGGAUAUACAAGGAGGACUAUAUCUACAUGGAUCCUACACAGGAUGCCAAGUUAAUACGAAUUAUGAACCGUGCUACUUAUAUGAUGAGUCUUGAUCGUGUGGAUGAAAAGGGGAGGUUAAGAGAAUUGGAUCCCCAACAAGCUCAAUAAAGAUCAUGAUUGGGUGAUGUUUGAAAUCUGAUUUCUCAGACAGCUGGUAAACGAACCUUGUGCUGCAGGUCGUCUCUCCUGGCUGACACUUUUGAGACACAAAAGGAGGUGAUUGUAGGAGGCAAAGCAGCGGAGAAAAUGUGAAAUUGAUCGAGGCAUUACAUUGUUCCUGAGGCUGUCAUCUCCUAUUGCUAUAUAUGUCGAAUUAGGAUGUUUCAUGCUAUACUCUGCUUGGAUGUUUAAUAUGAAGUUGCUUUCAAUGAAAAAUGUAUAUUCUCAAGUCCAA
This is a messenger RNA of Brachypodium distachyon (stiff brome), 2355 nucleotides long. RefSeq lists its product as uncharacterized. The record is from RefSeq and is a predicted model, not a curated record. NCBI's taxonomy places the organism in Eukaryota, Viridiplantae, Streptophyta, Magnoliopsida, Poales, Poaceae. The transcript has 4 exons. Bases 72 to 2069 code for a protein of 665 amino acids.